AUGGAGGCAACUGAAGGUCGACACUGGCAACUGCUGGGCCGGGUUGAUAUGAACGAGUCUGCCAUAGAGAUGCCAGUACGAUCAUACCCUCCACUCGUAUUCAUUGUGGAUGGAUGUGAAUUUACUGCUGCCCUGGAGAAAGCUGUCAAGGAUCGAAGGGCUGAUGAUCGAAGUGCGGACGAUGCAGCUCUAGAUCAUCUUGUUGCUGUUGCAAACAAGAACCCUGAAAUAUGUGUCAGUAUCGACAAGCUUGGCAAUAUGUCUGUAUGGGCACUGGACAACGUAGGGAACAACAAGCCUGAACAGUUCAAGGUCUUUAGCGUUGCGCGAUUCAAGCUGCCGCAUUUUGAAACUAUGAACGAAUUCUUGAACGGCCAAGAAGGGGGGGGACACACGGAGGCUCAAAGCUACUGUGACAGAUCAAAUGGAAGGCUUCAUAUUGUGCUACACUCUUUUGAUGGCAAGAUCGGAAUUUUUGCAGGAAACGUGGCGGACCUGUUGGAUCCUACAAAGAAUGAUCGACGCCUUCACAUCCAAACCGUCUGGACUGGACAUACUGCACCUGUCAAGAAGAUGGUGCGUAAUUUCAGUGGUCAUGCAGUGGUUUCGCGAACUGCUAGUGGAGAAUGUAUUCUAUGGAAUCAUUCUGCCCUCGAUGGCGAGCGGUCGGACCAAACACUUAUCCGUAGGUCUGUCAUACCGGAAAAUGGCAAUAUACAUCGCAUCUGCGUCCUGCGGAAGGGGCGAUUUGUCGUCCUUCUAUAUCACAAAGCUAUCGUCGUCUGGGAUUGCCGUAAUGGAUCUGCAUCGCGGCUUGCCGAAUGUUCCUUUGAGACACAAGAAACACCUCUAUGUCUUAUAGUGCUUCCUCGACCACGAAAUACACAAUAUAUGUUGGCUUACAUUGCCACAAUAACACCCAGCGGCCACGGAAUCGCUUGGGAAAUAAAACUUCCCCAAUAUCUUAGCAAUGAUACGACAAUUGAAAAUGUGGCAGGGCUCUCUGAAUUUUGCCGGUUCGAGCUUGCCACAGCAGACGAAUUGAAGUAUGUGCUCCCUGUGGACCCAGCUGGAGCAGCUCCGUCUAUGUCUGGUUUUCUUGACAUAUUCGCUCGUGAUGUAGCGAUUUCAUACACCCGCUCCGGGAGAGUAAACUUCUGGGCGGCACGUGUUAACCUGGAAAGCCGAGCGGUGGACUGGUUGUCAACAUCCUGUACGGAAACUGGCCUGCUGGACCCGGCACUUGCAAGCGGUAGCAUGCUUAAAAAAGCAGCUUUGGUGAAUCUCACAAGGUCGCAACUCACUAUUUGGGAUAUCGGUGGUUCACGUCUUGAAUAUGAUAUGGACUAUAAGGCACACCAUAGUAUUCAGGACCUUGAUUGGACGUCCACUCCAGAUGCGCAAGCCAUUCUGGCCGUUGGGUUCCAACAUCGUGUCAUACUACUGUCUCAAAUGAGGUUCGACUACUUGAACAAAGGACCAGCAUGGGCACCGAUUCACGAGAUCGACAUUCGCGAUCUUACAGCACACCCGAUUGGAGAUUCCACCUGGCUUGCUGACGGCCACUUGGUAGUUGGUGCCGGAAAUCAACUUUUCGUUUAUGACCGACGCAUAGAUACAGGGGAUUCUUCUAUCACACCCAUCAGUCAUCUCAACAGAGAUGAUCGCAGGGACCUGUUUGAAGUCGUGCAGAGAUUUAAUGGACCCAUUGCUGUAUUUCAUCCUCAAUUUCUCAGCCAAUGUAUUCUGUCUGGCAAAGGUCCUGUCGUCCGUCGCAUCUUACUAGCCCUGUACAAGACAUUGAGAUACUUGAUUCCAGGUGAUACCAUGGACGAUUACCUGGGUCUCCCGCUAUCAGAAUUCUACACUGAAAACACGUCUCAAAUAAGCUCGUGGGGCAAAGCCAAGGGCCGUUCGUUCUUGGAUGAUGAUGAUUGCGGAGAGGACGAUAUGUUUUCCGCAGAGACGGCAGCGUAUAUAAACGACAAAUUGACGAAGAUACGAAUCCCCCAGCUUACUGGACACGAACAGAUCCAAUUGGCAGAUAUUAUUGAAUGUGUUGCGGUGGUGGAAAGCCAUAGAAGAUCGAUGGACGAAAAUGGAGCUCGGUUCAUGCUAUUCUUUCGGCAGCAUGCACUUCGCAAAGGCCGAAGGAAUGACAUGCACCUCUCGUGGAGAGAAAUAAACUGGGCAUUCCACUCUGGUAGCCAGGACAUACUGCUGGAUUUUGUGUCCCGCCAAAACCACGGGGCCAUGUUGUGGGAACAAGCUCGCGAAUGCGGAGUUUUCAUGUGGCUUUCCGACUUAAUCACAUUGCGCGACCACUUUGAAGUACUAGCAAGAAAUGAAUACACCAAGAGCGAACUCAAAGAUCCGGUGAAUUGUAGCUUGUUCUACCUGGCCUUGCGUAAGAAGACAGUCCUGCAAGGCCUUUGGCGUAUGGCAAGCUGGAAUAAAGAACAAGCGGCCACUCAGAAGUUACUAGCAAAUAAUUUUGAUGACCCAAAAUGGCGAAGGACAGCAUUAAAGAAUGCAUACGCAUUGCUCAGCAAGCGAAGGUUUCAUUAUGCCGCGGCAUUCUUCCUAUUGGCUGACCGUCUCGAGGACGCUGUCGAGGUUUGCCUCCGGCAAAUCAAGGACCUGCAACUAGCCAUUGCCAUCUGUCGUGUGUACGAAGGGGACAGUGGGCCAGUGCUUCGAAAGCUAAUCCAAGAUGAAGUCCUCCUUUUAGCUGCACAAGAGGGAAACCACUGGCUUGCCUCGUGGGGUUUUUGGAUGCUUGGUCGCAAAGACAUGGCCGUCAGAGCAUUAAUUAUGCCUGUCUUUGCGCUUCUGGAGACUCCUUGCUCCCCGGACAUCAAGUCUCGCUUGUUCUUGACCGAUGACCCUGCUCUUGUGGUUCUAUACUCCCAGUUGCGUCAAAGAACUUUGCAGACGCUUCGAGGUGCCUCCAAGAUAACACCAAAAGUCGAGUGGGAGUUUGUUCUUCACAGUGCUAAGCUUUAUGACCGCAUGGGAUGCGAUCUUCUCGGGCUAGAUCUUGGUGAGUGCGUGUCCAUUCAAAGACGAAGCAGCAUUUGA
This is a messenger RNA of Metarhizium acridum CQMa 102, 3081 nucleotides long. Its product is annotated as regulator of (H+)-ATPase in vacuolar membrane, variant 2. Gene Ontology annotation, molecular function: protein binding. NCBI's taxonomy places the organism in Eukaryota, Fungi, Ascomycota, Sordariomycetes, Hypocreales, Clavicipitaceae. The record is from RefSeq and is a predicted model, not a curated record. Gene Ontology annotation, cellular component: RAVE complex. Gene Ontology annotation, biological process: vacuolar acidification.